GUCGCAGCAUGCUGCGAGUAUCUGUGCUCCGGCUGUUGGGUUGCGCGGGGCCCAGCAGAGUCUCUCUCCUGGGGUGUUCUGGACCACGCCACUGCGGUUCGUACUCUCCGCGUGCCCGCGACGAUGUUCACGACGCGCGCGCCUACUUCACCACACCCAUUUUCUACGUGAACGCGGCGCCGCACAUCGGACACCUGUACUCGGCACUACUGGCGGACGCCCUGUGCCGGCACCGUCGCCUGCGAGUGCCGGGCACCGCCGCCACGCGAUUCUCCACCGGUACGGACGAGCACGGCCUGAAGAUUCAGCAGGCGGCCGCCACUGCGGGUCUGGCCCCAAUCGAGCUGUGUGAUCGGGUCUCUGCCCAGUUCCAGCAGCUGUUCCGGGAGGCCGGAAUCUCCUCCACCGACUUCAUCCGCACUACGCAAGCCCGGCACCGCGUGGCUGUGCAGCACUUUUGGGGGGUGCUGAAGUCCCGGGGUCUGCUCUACAAAGGGCUCUAUGAAGGUUGGUAUUGCGCCUCCGAUGAGUGCUUCUUGCCUGAGGCCAAGAUCACCCGGCAGCUGGGUCCGUCGGGGGACUCGUGGCCUGUAUCUCUCGAGAGUGGGCAUCCUGUCUCCUGGACCAAAGAAGAAAACUAUAUUUUCAGGCUUUCCCAGUUUCGGGAGCCGCUGCAGCGGUGGUUGCGAAGUAACCCUCAGGCGAUCACCCCAGAGCCAUUCUAUCAUGCAGUCCUUCAGUGGCUGGAGGAGGAACUGCCCGAUCUGUCCGUUUCUCGCAGGAGUAGCCACUUGCACUGGGGCAUUCCGGUUCCUGGGGACGAUUCACAGACCAUCUACGUAUGGCUGGAUGCUCUGGUCAACUACCUCACCAUAAUUGGUUACCCAAAUGCUGAGUUUAAAUCUUGGUGGCCAGCGACAUCUCACAUCAUAGGUAAGGACAUUCUCAAAUUUCAUGCCAUCUAUUGGCCUGCACUCCUCUUAGGGGCUGGAUUGAGUCCACCACAUCGCAUCUAUGUUCACUCCCACUGGACAGUGUGUGGCCAAAAGAUGUCCAAGAGCUUGGGCAACGUGGUGGAUCCCAGGAUCUGUCUUGAUCGCUAUACUGUGGAUGGCUUCCGCUACUUUCUCCUUCGGCAGGGCGUGCCCAACUGGGAUUGUGACUACUAUGAUGAAAAAGUGGUCAAGUUGCUGGACUCGGAGCUGGCAGAUGCCUUGGGAGGGCUUUUGAACAGAUGCACUGCCAACAGAAUAAAUCCUUCUGGGACCUAUCCAGCCUUCUGCACUACCUGCUUCCCCUCUGAGCCAGGGUCCACAGGGCCACUGGUUCGUGCUCUGGCAGAGGACUAUGCUCUCAUAAGUGCAGUGGCCACUUUGCCCAAGCAGGUAGCCAGCUACUAUGAUAAUUUUCAGAUCUAUAAAGCUCUGGAGGCAGUGGCCUGCUGUGUUCGGCAAACUAAUGGUUUUGUUCAAAGGCAUGCACCAUGGAAAUUGAACUGGGAGAGCCCAGUGGAUGCUCCAUGGUUGGGUACUGUGCUUCAUGUGGCCUUGGAAUGUUUGAGAGUCUUUGGAACUUUGCUUCAGCCUGUUACCCCAAACCUAGCUGACAAGCUGCUGUCCAGGCUGGGGGUCUCUGCCACAGAGAGGGGCCUUGGAGAGCUCAAUUUCCUGCCUCGAUUCUAUGGACAUCCAUGCUCUUUUGAAGGGAGGAGGCUGGGACCUGAAACUGGGCUUUUGUUUCCAAGACUGGAUCAAUCCAGGGCUUGGCAGGUAAAAGCCCACAGGACCUAGACCCCAAUUCUGACUGACUAUGGCAAAAAGAGCAAAUGUGUUAGUUUUUCAUUUUCAGGAAAGGUACACUAACUAGUAUUUUCCUAAAAUUAUGUGCAUCAGAUGAGCACAUAAAUUGUGGUGUUUGAAAUGAGGUUUCCAGUUUGUCAGGAGCCUACCCCUUUCUUCAUUUCUCUGCCCAUUGACCACUCACUGUUCUUUGUGUACCACUGUCUAAAGUGUCUCCAGGGGAAAGAUGGUAAGCGAUAAUGUUGCUCAUACUAUUCCUUCUCAUUGUACCUCCCAAACCAUGGUUACCUUAUUUGUUCAAACUACCUCUCAUGACUUCUGCUUCUCAGACUAAAUAGAAU
Castor canadensis (American beaver) is the source of this 2140-nucleotide messenger RNA. It is a transcript of the gene Mars2, whose product is annotated as methionyl-tRNA synthetase 2, mitochondrial. The record is from RefSeq and is a predicted model, not a curated record. Gene Ontology annotation, molecular function: ATP binding; methionine-tRNA ligase activity. Gene Ontology annotation, biological process: methionyl-tRNA aminoacylation. Lineage: Eukaryota; Metazoa; Chordata; Mammalia; Rodentia; Castoridae.